Messenger RNA from Clupea harengus (Atlantic herring), 3994 nucleotides. RefSeq names its product MYC proto-oncogene, bHLH transcription factor b (gene mycb). Gene Ontology annotation, molecular function: protein dimerization activity; DNA-binding transcription factor activity. Lineage: Eukaryota; Metazoa; Chordata; Actinopteri; Clupeiformes; Clupeidae. The record is from RefSeq and is a predicted model, not a curated record. Gene Ontology annotation, biological process: regulation of DNA-templated transcription.
AGUAUCGCUACCGCCGCUAUAUAAAAUAGUUCCAUUUUAAAGACUGUCUCUCUCCAUGACAUAAAUAUCCAAAUAGCUGUAUAGCUCCAGACAGUUGUAUUAUGUCUGUCAUGACUUUAAUAUAUAUGUUAUAGUAAAAACAGCAUUUACACUUUACUUCAGAUAAUAACGUCUACGUACCGCGGAUGGAUAUCUAGAGCAAAAAAAAAAAAAAACAUCCGUAGUAUUAAAACCCGCGGGAGCAGCUGUUAGUAAUAUUGCAGUAGCCUAAGUGAGAAUCGGUAUAGAGGUACACUCACCCAAGUUAGAGCUCGUGCCGCUUGAAAUGCAGCCUAACGUUUGAAACCGGUGCAGUCAACUCCCACUUUGGAAUAUUACUUUCACUUGGCAACAGCAAGACUUCUGCAUUUAGCUGAUUUACCGAAAUCCUCCAAAUUUCCUUGACGUCUUUAAAUUGAUUCUGGCAGACAUGCCACAAAGUCCGAACAUGGCGAGCAGGAAUUAUGACUAUGACUACGACUCCUAUCAGCCCUACUUUUACUACGAUAACGAGGAUGAGGACUUCUACUAUCAGCAGCAUGGUCAAACGCAACCCCCUGCUCCAAGCGAGGAUAUAUGGAAGAAAUUUGAGUUAUUACCGACACCGCCACUCUCGCCUAGCCGGCGACCAUCUCUUGGGAGUCUCUAUCCCUCAACAGCAGAUCAGUUGGAGAUAGUGACUGAGUUUCUUGGGGACGAAACUAUGGUCAACCAUAGUUUGAUUUGCGACGAGGACUACUCAAAGUCUAUUAUUAUCCGAGACUGCAUGUGGAGUGGUUUUUCAGCGGCAGCUAAACUAGAAAAAGUCGUUUCUGAGCGUCUGGCUUCAUUUCAAGCCGCAAGAAAAGAAGCAGUUGUUCCGACUGAAUCUACGGGGGACGGUUCAACUCGACUGAAGUCCAACGCUUGCUACUUGCAGGACAUCAAUACCCCAGCGACGGAAUGUAUUGACCCAUCUGUCGUGUUUCCCUACCCACUGACGGAAACCCCCAAACCCAGCAAAACAUCACAGCCUUUGGCAGUAGGCCUACCUCUGGAUACUCCACCCAACAGUGGAAGUAGCAGCAGCAGCAGCGACAGUGAUUCGGACGACGAUGACGACGACGACGAUGAUGAUGAUGAGGAAGAGGAUGAGGAAGAAAUCGACGUUGUGACGGUGGAAAAGAGGAAAUCUGUGAGGCGGUCGGAUUCCAAUUCUUCAGAUGCUGCUUGCAGAUCGCAUCACAGUCCUCUAGUUCUUAAACGCUGUCACGUCAACGUUCACCAACAUAAUUACGCGGCACACCCAUCUACCCGAAACGAGCAGCCCGCGGUCAAGCGGAUUAAGUUCGAGAGCAAUGGCAGCAGGGUGCUUAAACAAAUCAGCAACAAUCGAAAAUGCACGAGUCCCCGGACGUCUGACUCGGAGGAUAACGACAAGCGCAGGACUCAUAACGUGCUUGAGCGACAGCGACGGAAUGAGCUCAAGCGCAGUUUUUUUGCGUUGCGCGACGAAAUCCCAGACGUGGCCAAUAACGAGAAGGCCGCCAAAGUAGUCAUACUCAAAAAAGCGACGGAGUGCAUCUACAGAAUGCAGACAGAGGAGCAAAAACUAAUUUCUGUAAAAGAACAGUUAAGGAGAAAAUGUGAACAGCUGAAUCAGAGGCUCGAGCUACUAAAGAGUUCGUAGUAAUGAACAAAAGAUGAGGGACUUGACCUCCUCUGGACUUCUGCUGCGUGAUGCGGUUGCGCUCAAGACUGUUCCUCGAGAGCACUGACCACUCAUAACAUUGAAGCAAUCUGAUCUUUUUUGUAUACAGUUUCACUGCCUCAUUUAAACACGGGCUACUGGAAGUUAUCACUUCGGUUUAUUUUGUAUUUAAUUUUAUUUUUAGUAUCCAAUGGCAAGCAGAUUUGCUACUGCCCUAAAUUAAUAUUGUGUUUUUGUAAGAUUUGUACAUAUUUGCUCAGAUGUUGUAUUGAUUCUGAAUCAUAAAUGCCUUUGUUUAUAAAGCCUGUUUGACUUAUUCUUGCCUUGGUCUUUGCUAAUAUUAUGAGGUUGCCAAUCUAGAUUGUCAUUUUAAGAAAUCUUAACCACUUUCUAACAUGACUCCACACAUGGAAGCCAGUUUAAAAAGUCUUAAAAGUGCUUCUGGUGUGCUUUCCUGACUGAUAAUAUGAACAAUGCAUGUUGUGCUGAUGGAACAUCCUAUGCACCUGACCACGCCCCAUAAAAAAUGGUGCAUCAAUUGUGUACCAUACAGUAGAUGCAACUGACUUUAGGGACUGUUAAAUGUCUGUCCCUUGGCCCCUUCCAUUAGAAAUACAGCAUAUCAGAUAUGUACAGUCCAUUCUAGAUUCCACCGGGUAUACCUACAGUGCACUCACACCAAUAGACCUCGUCUUCAACUUGGAUAGUGCUUUUAUCAUUUUACAGGACUUGAAGUGUCCAUGGGACAGGGCAGACAGAUAACUGGCUUUAGUUCUACCCACCAAACCACAUUUUGAAGCUUUACGUUUGUGAAAAUGGGUAAAGAUUAUAUUGAACACAAUGUGUGACAAGUUACCAGUCAGCACACUUUAAAUCAAUCAAUAAUGCUGAAUGACCUCACAAGUGACCUACACCUACAUUCAUUUCACCCGUUCCUACUUUGAACCCCUUUCAGAAACUUUUAUAGUUAUUCAAUUACUUUCUUUAAUUGUUGCAUUUAUAUAAGUCCUUCAUAUAAGCAAUUAUAUAACGUUCUGCUUGCAUAAGAAGCAGAUUGAUGAGAUUAUAUAGGUCUAGAUGGUGUAGAACAUGGGUUACUGAAGGCAAUGUCAGUAUCCCUGACUCAUGCAAAAGCAUUACAAAUCCACUAAGUCUGUUACAGGAAUUCUUUUGACACACGGUGAAACCUAGCCCUGAACAGGUGCAGACAACGUGAAGCCUAGCCUAGACGUCACAUUGUACAAAAAGUUAUUCCACACUUUAGUAAGAUACGCCUAUCAACACAUAUAUCAGGGGCGCAUUCGGUUUCACUACAGCGGAAGAAGCGAGGACGAUCAAAGAAUAGAGCAUUCCCUCAAUAUCCGCAGUGUUGCAUAUUCCGCUCAGGGCUGAGUGAAGCAUGUCUCCCAGAAUAACCGACUGACACCCGUCUGCCACUUAACAUUACUGCCCGAUGCAGAUCUCAGUUAUGAAGUGCCCUCACCAGUGUCAAGUGAAGCCAGUGAUGGCUGGUCAGGUGCUGCUGAUACGAGAAGCAAAGGGCGGAGAGGAUGAGCUAGAGAGAGGAGGAGAAGAGGAGGAGGAGGAGAAGAGUGUUGCAGUCCUAGUGGUACAAGGAUGGAUGAUCUAGAGGAAGAGCGACAGAGUGAAGAGAGAGUGCAGGUCCUGCAAUCCAUGAGAGUUCACAUGCGACAUGGCCCCUCGCAAACCGAAAAUGGCAGUUUCAGAGACUGAAGGAUGGGAUGGCAGAGGAGGGAUCAAGCCGACCGAGUGAAUGAUGAUGAUGAUUGCCUAGAGGAUGACCAAGAGGAACCUGAAACCGGGUGCAGCGGGCCAGCUAACCCUCCCAACCCCCCCGAUACGGGGAUUAACUCUCCUUGGGUGACUGAGAGAGACGAGGAGCCCAAGAAGUGGCUCAGGGCGACACUCCCUUCGGCCAACAACAGGUCAGAGCUGCCAGUCAUUGUUUUAAAUGGCUCGACAUAGUUGCCUCACCAACGCCUGGACUCAUUGGCACCAAGACACCUGGACAUUACGGCCCUAGAGCACAGCGAGUAAAAGGAUAAAAUGUCUUUUUAAUACCCUGGCAAUUGUUGUAAUCAAAUGCUUAUAAUCACAGGGAUUGAGGUUAAUUCUCAAACAUAUGGUUUCCAACAGAGCCUUUUAAAACCAACAAUGUAAUCAUUGCCCCGAGGUGAACAAAUGCUUGCCCAUAUGUGUGUAAUGAUUAAAAAUGAGCACAGAAAUGAAAUUGCUUUCGUUAAA